Messenger RNA from Sarcophilus harrisii (Tasmanian devil), 873 nucleotides. It is a transcript of the gene CLEC11A, whose product is annotated as C-type lectin domain containing 11A. The record is from RefSeq and is a predicted model, not a curated record. The transcript is spliced from 4 exons. Lineage: Eukaryota; Metazoa; Chordata; Mammalia; Dasyuromorphia; Dasyuridae. Bases 82 to 873 code for a protein of 263 amino acids.
GGAGGGAGGGAGGGAGGGAGGGAUAGCAAAGCAUUAAGAGAUAGAGGCAGAGUAAGAGAGUCCCUCUCAGAGGCCGGGGCCAUGCAGUGGGCCUGGGUCCUGGGCUUCUUUUUGGCCCUGGGGUCCCUUGGUGCCAGGAGAGACCAGAAGGGCCUGAGGAGGAAGGGGAAGGGAGGCUGGCCAGAUGCCCAGGCCGACCAACAAGACAGGGAGGCUCUUCUGCUUAAGCACUUACAGGAGGCUCUGGAGCUGUCCCCUUUACAAGAGCCAAAAAGCCCCCCUGGAGCUUCUGAGGGGGAGGAGGCCCAGGGAGCCGAAGAGGAGGAGGAACCCACGGGGACUCCCCCCACAAGCCUCCCGCCGUCCCCAACGCCCGAGGACGCCAUUUCCUAUGUUUUGAGCCGCCUGUCGGGGCUGGACUCGGGGCUGCACCAGCUGCACGUCCGGCUGCACGCUCUGGACGCCCGGGUCUCGGAGCUGUCCCGGGGCCUGCAGCUCCUGAGGAAGGAGGCCCGAGAGACCCGGGAGGCCGUGGAGGCCGUGGAGGAGGCCCAGAAGCAGGGCCAGCGGGAGCGCGGGCGGCUGGAGGGCUGCCUGAAAGGCCUCCGCCUGGGCCACAAGUGCUUCCUGCUGCUGCGGGACUUCCAGGCCCAGAGCGCGGCCCAGGCCCAGUGCGCGGCGCGCGGGGGCAGCCUGGCCAUGCCGGCGGACCGGGCGCAGAUGGAGGGCCUGGCGCGCUACCUGAAGGCCGCCCUGGCUCCCUACAACUGGCCCGUGUGGCUGGGAGUGCACGACCGCAGGGCCGAGGCCUCCCUCUUUGAGAGCAGCCAGGCGGAUCUCCUUCAUGCAUGGCACGGACUGACCCCAAGAUGA